CCCACAACUGGAGUUUUGUAUAAAGAAGAUAACUAUGUCAUCAUGACAACUACACAUAAAGAAAAGUACAAAUGUAUACUUCCCCUUGUGACAAGUGGGGAUGAGGAAGAAGAAAAAGAUUAUAAAGGCCCUAAUCCAAGAGAGCUUUUGGAACCACUGUUUAAGCAAAGCAGCUGUUCUUACAGGAUUGAGUCUUACUGGACUUAUGAAGUAUGCCAUGGAAAACAUAUCCGGCAGUACCAUGAAGAGAAAGAAACUGGUCAGAAAAUAAAUAUUCAUGAGUACUACCUUGGGAAUAUGUUGGCUAAGAACCUUCUAUCUGAAAAAGGUUGGUCUUUACACAAUGAUUUGAUAGUAAUACUGGGAUUUGGUUUACUAUUUAUGUUCAAAUUGAGGGUGAAGAGAUUAAAAUGUCAUUGUUUUCCUUUCAGAGUAAGAAAUGCCUCUCCCAUCUCAGCCCCUCAUUUUCUAAUGAAGUGUGUCUACUGUCUUUCUAAGACUCCCACUAAGAACAUCGAAGGUCAGAGGACACCCUACUACCCUGUGGGGAUGGGCAGCGGCACGCCUUGUAGUCUGAGACAGAACCGGCCCAGAUCAAGUACAGUGAUGUACAUAUGCCACCCUGAAUCGAAGCAUGAGAUUCUCUCCGUGGCCGAAGUUACCACUUGUGAAUAUGAGGUGGUCAUUUUGACACCACUCUUGUGCAGUCAUCCUAAAUACAGGUUCAGAGCAUCUCCUGUGAAUGACAUAUUUUGCCAAUCACUGCCAGGAUCUCCAUUUAAACCUCUCACUCUGAGACAGCUGGAGCAGCAAGAAGAAAUACUACGGGUGCCUUUCAGAAGGAAUAAAGAGGAAGAUUUGCAGUCAACUAAAGAAGAAAGGUUUCCGGCCAUCCACAAACCUAUUGCUGUUGGGUCUCAGCCAGUGCUCACUGUUGGGACGACCCACAUUUCCAAACUGACAGACGACCAGCUCAUAAAAGAGUUCCUCAGUGGUUCCUACUGCUUUCAUGGGGGUGUUGGUUGGUGGAAAUACGAAUUCUGCUAUGGCAAACAUGUACAUCAGUACCAUGAGGACAAGGACAGUGGGAAGACUUCUGUGGUCGUGGGGACUUGGAACCAGGAGGAGCACAUUGAGUGGGCCAAGAAGAACCCUGCCAGAGCCUACCAGCUGCAGGCCGACGGCACGCAGACGGUCAGGGUGGUCUCACAUUUUUAUGGGAAUGGAGAUAUUUGUGACAUAACUGACAAACCGAGACAGGUGACUGUAAAACUAAAGUGUAAAGAGUCAGACUCUCCUCAUGCUGUCACUGUGUAUAUGCUAGAGCCUCACUCCUGUCAGUAUAUUCUUGGGGUGGAAUCUCCAGUGAUCUGUAAAAUCUUAGAUACAGCAGAUGAAAAUGGACUUCUUUCUCUCCCCAACUGAAGGAUAUUAAAGUUGAAGGGAAAAAAAGAUGAUUGCAAGUCAUGAUUCUUUCUGACCCUGUGUCUUAUUAGAGUUCACCGCCUGGACCUCACUGAAGGACUGUAUAAAAGGAUUCUCAACCACUCUGAAUGUAUAUGUGUAUAUAAGAGGUUAUUGAUAAACUUCUAAGAUAGACAUUUACUUUUUUCUUUCUUUGUAUGUGUCAUAUAAACCGUGUUCUGUCUUUGCUUGGAUAAUGUGAUUUCAAAAUAAAUCUCAUCCAAGCAAAUUAAUGGGUCUAGCCCCUCUGAAUGUUGUCGUUGUACUGAGUGAAAGAUUUUUAAAUUUAUGUAAAUUAUAGUGUAUAUAACUAGCUAAUGAAGUAAAGAUAACCAAGAAAUUGGUGUUAAUUUAAAUGAGAGACCGUGUAAAGUGUGUAAAUUCUAAUGCCUAAAAUCCUUUCAGCAAAUUUUUAUAUAACAGCUGCUGUCUGCCAGGCAUUAAACUAGAAAAUGGCACAAGG
This is a messenger RNA of Chinchilla lanigera (long-tailed chinchilla), 1927 nucleotides long. RefSeq names its product endoplasmic reticulum lectin 1 (gene Erlec1). The record is from RefSeq and is a predicted model, not a curated record. Gene Ontology annotation, biological process: endoplasmic reticulum unfolded protein response; retrograde protein transport, ER to cytosol. Gene Ontology annotation, cellular component: endoplasmic reticulum lumen. Lineage: Eukaryota; Metazoa; Chordata; Mammalia; Rodentia; Chinchillidae.